AUGGUGUUUACCCUAUUCGUCCCUCCAUUUGAACGAGAACUGGAGGACCGAGAAGAAGAGGAGCUGGAUGAUCGGCCCCCAGAGCUUGACGAAGAACUUGAGGAGCUUGAAGAACCCCCGAAAGACGAAGACGAGCCGGAUGUCUUUCCGCCAGAGCUAGUCCCGCCCGACGACGAGCUACUUGUCCUCCCUGUUACGCACGUCAAUUGUGAGAUCGUGAAGGUUUCGGUGCAGGAUCCAACUCACCACCCCUGCCUUUUCCACCACCACCUUUUCGUCGGAAAAGCUUUCUUCGUGACACUUCCCAAGAAAACGACGAAAGACCUGGAAUCCACAUCGGCGGGGGAAAGACAAGAGGAGAUUGGCGUGUCGUAG
Messenger RNA from Pleurotus ostreatus (oyster mushroom), 375 nucleotides. RefSeq lists its product as uncharacterized. Lineage: Eukaryota; Fungi; Basidiomycota; Agaricomycetes; Agaricales; Pleurotaceae. The transcript has a single exon. The coding region runs from base 1 to 375 and encodes 124 amino acids. The record is from RefSeq and is a predicted model, not a curated record.